UGUUUUCUUCUUCUGCUGCCUGAAUAUCUUCAUGGGACAUGCAUGGAUCGACAUUAGCUUCACAAAUAGUAGACCAUUUAUCGCUUUAAUUUUUCAUAUUCAUAGUUGCUUGCAGUGUAAAAUGUACAUUUGUCCACGCGAAAAACUUGAAAACGUUCUUAUUUAGUCACCGCCUAAAGCGGUGGUGCAUAUGGACGUACUUAUCUAGCUUCUAACAGUGAGUUAGCUGUUAGUCCCUAAUUUUUGCAACAUAACAAGGUUGUCAGAAGCGAUACCAUGGCCAACCUGGAGCAGUGGGUUAAUGACAGGCUGCAUGACAUCCUGGGCCUGAGCGACCGAUAUGUGGCGCAGUUCAUGAUCGGCACUGCCCGCAAGGCGAGUAGCUCCCAAGACUUUGUUGCCCGGCUUCAGCAGACGGGCACCAUCGACAUCGACCAAAGCGUCACCGCCUUUGCCCAUGAGCUGUUUGAGAAGAUUCCUCGAAAGCAGGUCGUGGAGAAAGCCUCCCGGAUGAUUGAACGCCAGGCCAUUGAAAUGGACAGGAAGAAUCGCACAUAUACUUUACUGGAGGACAGCGACAGUGCCGAGGACUGUGUUGCAGAGAAACGGGGAAAUAAAAAGAAGAGCAAAGACAAGGACAGAGGGAGCAAGAGGAAGAACAUCCGUCAGAAGAAGGAGAGCGAGUCGUCCAGUGAGGAAGAAGUGCCUGUGAGCCGGGCCAGGUCGAGCCAAGCCGACGCUGGAACUGUCAAGAAAGAGGAUGAGGAAGAAGAGGAGUGGGAAAAGGAGGAGCGAGAGCGAUUGCACGAUAUUGAGGAACGAGAUGCUUUUGCUGAGCGAGUCAAACAGAGGGACAAAGACAAGACGAGAAAUAUCGCAGAAAGGACCGAUAAAAAGGCUUACGAGGAGGCGCAGAAACGACUCAAGUUGGCUGAAGAUGAUAAGAGGAACAUGUUGCCCGAGCUGAGAAAGCAGUCUCGCCGCGAAUACCUGAAGAAGCGCGAGGAGGAGAAACUGGAAGACCUUGAGGCAGAGAUCAUCGAUGAGGAGUACCUGUUUGCCUCUGAUGACAUGACGGCGCGUGAGAAGAGGGAGCUGGAGUACAAGCGCACGCUGCGAGACCUUGCCAAAGACUACAAGAAGGCCGGAGCAAAGGAGCAAGAGGAGCGGAAGAACCGAUACUAUAUGCCGGAGGAGAUCAGGAGGAAGGAGGUGCCUCAAAAGGAUUUGGAGUUAGAGGAGGAGGCGCCCAUGGAGCUAGGUGGUGAGCAGGGCCGCUGGGAGGAGGAGCGGCUGAAGACGGCCUCGCUCAGCUUUGGUGCCAAGAAAGAGCGUGAGCAGGGCAUGAAGCGCCAACAGGAGAAGUACCAGCUCAUCCUGGAAGAGGACGAGAUGAUCGAGUUUGUCAGCACAGCCAUCACUAUGAAGGGGACAAUGACCGAAAUGGACGACACUCCGACGUUGUCCCAAUCGGAGCUGAAGAAGCAGUCCAUUCAGGAGGUCAGACGAAGCCUUCCCAUCUACCCCUACCGAGAUGACCUGCUGGCCGCUAUCCAUGAGCAUCAAGUGCUUGUUAUUGAGGGAGAAACGGGCUCGGGCAAGACUACGCAGAUACCGCAGUACCUUGUGGAGGACGGUUUCACUAAGGGAGGAAUGAAGAUAGGAUGCACACAACCUCGCAGAGUGGCAGCCAUGUCAGUGGCGGCCCGGGUGGCAGAGGAAAUGAGCGUUAAGCUUGGUAACGAGGUGGGCUACAGUAUCCGUUUUGAGGACUGCACGUCUGAGAGGACGGUUGUCAAAUACAUGACAGAUGGCAUGCUGCUUCGAGAGUUUCUCACUGAGCCUGACCUCGCCAGCUACAGUGUGAUCAUUGUUGAUGAGGCUCACGAGCGAACCCUUCACACGGACAUCCUGUUCGGCUUGAUCAAAGACAUCGCCAGGUUCCGACCCGACCUGAAAGUUCUGGUGGCCAGCGCCACUCUAGACACAGAGCGUUUCUCCACCUUCUUUGACGACGCGCCCGUCUUCAGGAUUCCUGGUAGGAGGUACCCUGUAGACAUCUUCUACACUAAAGCUCCAGAGGCGGACUACAUGGAAGCAUGUGUAGUGUCUGUGCUGCAGAUCCAUGUCACACAGCCUCCAGGAGACAUUCUGGUCUUUCUCACCGGACAGGAAGAUAUUGAGACGUGCUGCGAGCAACUCCAGGACCGAUGUCGGCGACUGGGCUCCAAGAUCGCCGAGCUUCUCGUCCUACCCAUUUACGCCAACCUGCCAUCGGACAUGCAGGCCAAGAUCUUCAGCCCCACGCCACCUGGCGCACGCAAGGUGGUAGUAGCAACCAACAUCGCAGAAACCUCGCUGACCAUCGACGGCAUCAUCUACGUCAUCGACCCGGGCUUCUGCAAGCAAAAGAAUUACAUCGCCCGAACCGGCAUGGAGUCGCUCAUCGUCAUGCCCUGCUCACGGGCGUCGGCCAAUCAAAGAGCAGGUCGUGCUGGCAGAGUGGCCGCCGGCAAAUGCUUCAGGCUAUACACGGCGUGGGCGUUCAAGCAUGAAAUGGAGGAGAUGACCGUGCCAGAGAUUCAGAGGACCAACCUGGGCAAUGUAGUUCUUCUACUCAAGAGUUUAGGUAUCAACGACCUCCUCCACUUUGACUUCAUGGAUCCACCGCCGCACGAAACGCUGCUGAUGGCCCUGGAGCAGCUUUACGCGCUCGGAGCGCUCAAUCACCUGGGAGAACUCACCACGCUUGGUCGCAGGAUGGCCGAGCUCCCCGUGGACCCCAUGUUAAGCAAGAUGAUCCUCGCCUCUGAGCAGUACAAGUGUUCCGAGGAGGUCCUGUCCAUUGCCGCCAUGCUGUCCGUCAACAACUCCAUCUUCUACCGGCCCAAGGACAAGGCGGUGCACGCCGACAAUGCAAGGAUGAACUUUGUGGUACCCGGUGGAGAUCAUUUAGUGCUGCUCAACGUCUAUAAUCAAUGGGUGGAGAGCGGCUACUCCACCCAGUGGUGCUACGAGAACUUCAUCCAGUUCCGUUCCAUGCGGCGAGCGCGGGACGUGCGCGACCAGCUGGAGGGCCUGAUGGAGCGCAUCGAGGUGGAGAUGGUCAGCUCGCAGGGAGAUGCCAUGCCCAUUCGCAAGGCGGUGACAGCAGGCUACUUCUACCACACAGCGCGGCUAAGCAAAGGAGGCUACAGGACGGUGAAACACCAGCAGACGGUCUACAUCCACCCCAGCAGCUCGCUUUUUGAGGAGCAGCCUCGAUGGCUCAUCUACCACGAGCUGGUCAUGACUACUAAGGAGUUCAUGAGACAGGUGGUGGAGAUCGAGAGCGGCUGGCUUCUGGAAGUUGCUCCUCACUACUACAAGAGCAAGGAGGUGGAGGACAGCAACAGCAAGAAGAUGCCCCGUAAACAGGGCAAAGCCAAGGAGGAGCUUGGCUGAAAAGAUCCCAAGUACGCGCAUUUAGCCAAUCAAGUGACUCAAAGACAUUCCAGAGAAAAGUAGGACUGGUUAAUGAUCUACCCCAUUGGCUGCAACUGUAGCGUGUACGUCUCAUUAGUGACGCUCGUUCACUCAUACUUGAAUUGUAAACAAUAUUGUCCUGAUUGCUGAGAAGCAAUAAAUUUUUACUGCUGUUUGUAUUUCCUCUGCA
Molecule: messenger RNA, 3655 nt
Organism: Corythoichthys intestinalis (scribbled pipefish)
Lineage: Eukaryota; Metazoa; Chordata; Actinopteri; Syngnathiformes; Syngnathidae
Gene: dhx16
Product: DEAH (Asp-Glu-Ala-His) box polypeptide 16
Exons: 21
Coding region: 277-3444 (1055 amino acids)
Cellular component (GO): intracellular anatomical structure; catalytic step 2 spliceosome
Molecular function (GO): ATP binding; helicase activity; RNA binding
Source: RefSeq, a predicted model, not a curated record